This is a messenger RNA of Penicillium longicatenatum, 1242 nucleotides long. RefSeq lists its product as uncharacterized. Bases 1 to 1242 code for a protein of 413 amino acids. Gene Ontology annotation, cellular component: cytosol. The record is from RefSeq and is a predicted model, not a curated record. Gene Ontology annotation, biological process: GDP-mannose biosynthetic process; carbohydrate metabolic process. Gene Ontology annotation, molecular function: zinc ion binding; mannose-6-phosphate isomerase activity. The transcript has 4 exons. NCBI's taxonomy places the organism in Eukaryota, Fungi, Ascomycota, Eurotiomycetes, Eurotiales, Aspergillaceae.
AUGGCGGAUGCAGUUGUUCAACUACGAUGCGGUGUGAAGGCAAGUAUCUUUGCUUCAAUAUCUCGGAUAAACGAUGGCUGGGGAAAGAAAGGCAAAGAGUCCAUGGCGGCCCAGUUGUGGAGCAAAACGCCCGGAAAUGAAGCUAUUGAUGAUAACCAGACGUACUCCGAGAUGUGGCUGGGAACUUAUCCAUCUAACCCGUCACACCUUCUUUCCACCGGAGAGCCACUGAAAGAAUAUCUGGAAAAGAACCCACAGCUAGUGGGCAAGUCAGUAAUGGAUCGAUGGGGAGCGGAAAUACCAUUCCUGCCAAAGAUCCUAUCGUUUUCCAAAGCCCUGCCGCUUCAAAUUCAUCCAGACCUGUCACUGGCCAAGAAACUCCACCAGAAAGAUCCGAGCAAAUUCGGCGAUACCAUGCACAAGCCCGAGAUUGCCAUCGCGCUCUCAAAGUUUGAGCUCUUCGCAGGCUGGAAACCAUUGGAGGAUAUCCAUGCACUAUGCAAGCUGGAGCCAUUGACAAAGUUCUUACCAGAAUUCACGACCUUCGAUGACGAGACGUUGCGUUAUGUGUGCAUAUCGAUGUUGAAGGCAUCACCAGAAACGGUAGCUUCAACGAUAAAAGAUCUACAAAAUAUCCCAGACUCCCAAUUUGGCCGCGAUUCUUAUAUUCCCGGUCUCUUGAUCCGACUGAGCAAGCAGUACACAGCAAGCGACAAUGGAAACCUCGUUGCAGCCAUACUGAUGAACUAUAUGACUCUGGGACCGGGAGAUUCAGUCUUUGUUCCAGCAGACAGUAUCCACGCAUACCUGGAAGGUGAUAUCGUGGAGUGUAUGGCGCGCUCAGACAACGUGAUCAACACGGGAUUCUGUCCCGCGACGGAACGCGAUAGUGUUGAUUUAUUCGGACAUGCGUUGACGUUUGCGCCUCACAACGCUAAAGAUGCGCUUUUGCCGAGACAGAAGAGUAAUAAGGGGUUGCAUGGGAAGACGGAUGUCUUUUCGCCUCCGAUUGAAGAGUUCGAUAUGCUUUGUACUUGUCUUGGGGCUGGCGAGAAGGAGACGCAUAAGGCUAUCCUUGGUCCUAGUUUGAUGAUUGUGACGAAGGGGAGUGGAUCCAUGAAGAUCCCUGGUGAUCAGACGAUUGAGAUGAAGGAGGGAUAUGUUUACUUUAUUGGGCAGGGUGUGGCGUUGGACUUUUAUACUGAGAAGGGGAUUGCCUUUUAUCGUGGGUACGCGGAGUAA